UUGUCUUUUUACUUUCCCAAUAACAUUACAGCACCCCGCCGGCCCGAAAACCCAUAGUCACUGAACCUGUUCUCCCCAUCAGACUCUGUUUUCAAGAGUCAAAAAUUCCAAAAAUUCUGAGUUUCAAUUGAUUUUUUCAAGCUGAAUCUAUCGGAAAAAACCCAAAAAGUUUCAAUCUUUUUUUGUGUUUUUCAUAUAUGUAAACACCAUAAAGGAUUUUCUCGACUUGUUGACUUGUUUGAAUUUUGAUCACACUGAAAAAAAUGACUCAAUUGAAGCCCAUUCUUACGCAUUUGGAUUCCAUUCCUUCCACCCCAGGAAAGUUUAAGCCUGAUAAAUCUUCACCCUAUAAUCUUUAUCGUCUCCGUUUUCACCCUACUCUGUUUCCCAGGUUUACUCUUUGGUCCUUUUUUUUCAUCUUUUUCAUCGUUUUGCUCAUCUUUUUCUCAUCUCCGUCCAACCCCACCGCCGGAAACAGCCGCCGAAGUCUGAAAAACUCUCUUUCGCCAUCUCCCGCGCUCGGCCCGAACUGGGAACGUCGGGUUCGGGCCUCGGCCCGACCAAGGUCUAAAACGGGCUUUACCGUUCUAGUCACUGGUGCUGCCGGUUUUGUGGGGACCCAUGUGUCUCUAGGCCUGAAACGCCGUGGAGAUGGCGUUUUGGGGCUGGAUAAUUUUAAUCAGUAUUAUGAUGUCGGGCUGAAAAAAGCCCGACAGAGCCUUCUUGAGCGUUCUGGGAUUAUGGUAGUUGAGGGUGAUAUUAAUGAUGCUGUUUUGCUGAGGAAGCUGUUUGAUGCUGUUGCUUUUACACAUGUCAUGCAUAUGGCAGCUCAAGCUGGAGUUAGAUAUGCAAUGCAGAAUCCAGGUUCUUAUGUUCAUAGUAAUAUUGCUGGUUUUGUUAGUUUGCUUGAAGCAUGUAAAUUGGCUAAUCCACAACCUAGUAUUGUUUGGGCUUCAUCAAGUUCUGUUUAUGGAUUGAAUUCAAAAGUACCCUUUUCAGAAAAAGAUAGAACUGAUCAGCCUGCUAGUUUGUAUGCAGCCACUAAAAAGGCUGGUGAAGAAAUUGCUCAUACAUAUAACCAUAUAUAUGGUCUUUCGAUUACUGGAUUGCGGUUUUUCACAGUUUAUGGACCAUGGGGUAGGCCUGAUAUGGCGUAUUUUUUCUUUACAAAAGAUAUUUUGAGAGGGAAGGAAAUCAAGAUUUUUGAGACAUCUGAUCAUGGUAGUGUUGCUAGGGAUUUUACUUAUGUUGAUGAUGUGGUAAAGGGUUGUUUGGGAGCACUGGAUACUGCGAAAAAGAGCACAGGAAGUGGGGGAAAGAAGAAGGGUGCAGCUCAGUUGAGGAUUUUUAAUUUAGGUAAUACAAAGCCGGUGCCUGUUGGGAGACUUGUUAGUAUUUUGGAGAAGUUGUUGAAGGUGAAGGCAAAGAAGAAGGUUAUCCAAAUGCCGAGGAAUGGGGAUGUGCCAUUUACGCAUGCUAAUAUUACUUUGGCACAUACAGAGCUGGGAUAUAAGCCUACUACUGAUUUGGAAAUGGGGUUAAAGAAGUUUGUGAAGUGGUAUGUUAGCUACUAUGGUUCGAAGAAGAAGAAGAGUUCUUGGUGAAGUUCUUAAACUUGGUGUUGUGUUGUUUCUCUCUAAUGUUUCCUGUGCGUUGAUGAUACCUCUUCAUUGAUUUGCCACAUUGUUUUAGGUAUUCUAUUUGUAGGUGAUCAUUGUACAUUCUCUACUGCUACUACUAAAGCAUGUUUGAUCUAUCGACCCUCUUAUGGUGGUUUCAUGUUUCAUUAAUCACCAUACUCAUAAUACUUUGGAUUAAGCUCUGGUUUAUUCGAUUUGUCAGAACUGCUAUAAAGAAACAUAUCUGUUUCCCUCUAA
Molecule: messenger RNA, 1877 nt
Organism: Solanum pennellii
Lineage: Eukaryota; Viridiplantae; Streptophyta; Magnoliopsida; Solanales; Solanaceae
Product: UDP-glucuronate 4-epimerase 5
Exons: 1
Coding region: 264-1604 (446 amino acids)
Source: RefSeq, a predicted model, not a curated record